AGGUGCGCCGUGAUGGAGGCUGCAGUGGGGAACGUGAGGAGGGAGAAGAGGAGUAAAAAAGAGCUGAAAGUUCAGCGGAGAGAAAGAAAAACACAGCAGACUCUGCUCAGACACGCAGGACUCAGCACCUCACAGCAGCCCACUCAGAAUCUGGUGGUGUCUAACGGAGGUUUGGGGAACGGAGUGAGCAGAGAGCUGCUGCUGGAGGUCCUUAAGGAAGGGGGCACUGUAGAGUCUCUCCUCAUGCCUCCUAAUAAACCGUACGCUUACGUCACGUACGCGUCAGUGGAGGACGGUCAGAGCGCCCACCGGCUGCUGAACGGGCGAGUGCUGAGGAGUCAGGGUCAGGAGGUCACGCUGUACUUCAGCUACGUUGAAAAAGUGGACAGUGAGGUCAGCGGUGUUUCUCCUCUUCCUCCUGGUCUCUCUGUGUUGGAGGAGUUUGUAUCUGUGGAAGAAGAGGCUGAGCUGCUGCAGGCUGUUGACUGGACGUCCCACACUGAGGAGCUGACAGCGCAGAAAGAACUGAAACACAGGAGAGUGAAGCAUUAUGGGUACGAGUUUCGGUAUGAUAACAACAACGUGGACAAAGACAAACCUUUACCUGGAGGUUUACCGCCAGAGUGUGGCGCUGUGCUGCAGAAGUGUCUCUCUGAAGGACACAUCAGCGUUCUUCCUGACCAGCUAACGGUCAACCAGUACCAGAGUGGACAGGGAAUCCCGCCCCAUGUGGACACUCACUCGCCGUUUGAAGACACCAUCCUCUCGCUCAGUCUGGGUGCAAAGACUGUAAUGGAUUUCCGCCACCCAGAUGGGCGCUCGGUUGCCGUGGUGUUGCCGAGUCGGAGUCUCCUGGUGAUGAAGGGAGAGAGCCGCUACCUCUGGACUCACGGUAUAACGCCUCGGAAGUUUGAUGUGGUUCCUGCUUCAGAGGCCGAGGGGUCAGGAGUUGUAACCUCUGACCCCAGCAACCUGACCCUGAGCCGCCGGGGGAUGAGGACAUCGUUUACCUUCCGCAAAAUCCGACACACACCCUGCGACUGCGCGUACCCCUCCAUGUGCGAUAGUCAGCGCCCCCCCUCCCCUCCCUCUCUUCCGGUUGCCGAUAGCGAUGCGUGUCGUUUGGAGGCGCAGUAUGUUCACCAUGUCUAUGAGGAAAUCUCCACCCACUUCAGCAGCACGCGUCACGCCCCCUGGCCGAGAGUCCGAGACUUCCUGCUCUCUCUGCGGCCGGGAGACACGCUGGCAGACAUCGGCUGUGGAAACGGAAAAUACCUCGGCAUCAACCCUCAGAUUGUAACGGUGGGCUGUGACCGCAGUGUGAAUCUGGUGGGGAUCUGUGCCGAGCGUGGGUUCCAGGCGUUUGUGUCUGACGCCCUUAACGUUCCACUCCGGAGCUCCAGCUUUGACGCCUGCAUCUCCAUCGCCGUCAUCCACCACUUCUCCACAAAGGAGCGAAGACUGGCGGCUGUUGAAGAGCUGGUGCGGCUGCUGAAGGUCGGGGGUCGAGCGCUGAUCUACGUAUGGGCCAAAGAGCAGGAGUACAACAAACAGAAAUCCAAAUACCUGAAGACUAACAAGAACGAGGAGAACACGGAAGAGGGCUCUAGAACAGAGGAGAGGAAACCUGUACAGGAGAACAGAGACUGUAAUGUCUCUGGUUUGGAAGAACAGCCUGCUGAGAAAGUGAGUCAAACCAAGCUGAGCAUCCACACCAACCGCACAGCGUUCGCCUCUCAGGACCUGCUGGUUCCGUGGCACCUUAAAAGUGGAAAGAACGGUGGUGUUGAAGCCGCCUGUGGGAGUGAAGACAGAGCAGCAGCCACGUCCAGUCAAGACCGAGUAUUUCACCGUUAUUACCACGUGUUCCAGCAGGGGGAGCUGGAGGAGGUGUGCUGUUUAGUGAAGAGCGUGAAGGUGCGGGAGAGCUAUCACGAUCAGGGGAACUGGUGCGUUGUGCUGGAGAAAACACAGUGACUUCUAGCAAAUGCUUUUAAUUGGAUAACUUAAUAAAACGUUUUAAUUGA
Messenger RNA from Colossoma macropomum (tambaqui), 2027 nucleotides. RefSeq names its product alkB homolog 8, tRNA methyltransferase (gene alkbh8). The record is from RefSeq and is a predicted model, not a curated record. The transcript has 11 exons. Gene Ontology annotation, molecular function: S-adenosylmethionine-dependent methyltransferase activity; tRNA binding. Gene Ontology annotation, biological process: tRNA wobble uridine modification. Gene Ontology annotation, cellular component: nucleus; cytoplasm. Lineage: Eukaryota; Metazoa; Chordata; Actinopteri; Characiformes; Serrasalmidae. The coding region runs from base 13 to 1977 and encodes 654 amino acids.